CUGAUUGGCUGGCUGGGGCGCAACUUGAUGGCGUCGGGCUGGCGCGCGGCGGCCCCGGUGGCCGUUCUCGGGCAAAGGCCACCUGUGUAAGGGGUCCCGCGGCCCGAGCGUGCUGUGGCCUCGGUGAGUCGGAAGCGGAGGCAUGAGCCACCUUUACGUUUCGGCAUGAGUUUCUUGAUAGACUCCAGCAUCAUGAUUACCUCCCAGAUAUUUUUCUUUGGAUUUGGGUGGCUUUUCUUCAUGCGCCAACUGUUUAAGGACUACGAGGUGCGUCAGUAUGUCGUACAGGUGAUCUUCUCUGUGACUUUUGCAUUUUCUUGCACCAUGUUUGAGCUUAUCAUCUUUGAAAUCUUAGGAGUAUUGAAUAGCAGCUCCCGCUACUUUCACUGGAAGGUGAACCUGUGUGUGAUCCUGCUGGUCCUGGUUUUCACAGUGCCUUUUUACAUCGGCUAUUUUAUCGUGAGCAACAUCCGACUGCUCCAUAAACAGCGACUGCUUUUUUCCUGUCUCUUAUGGUUGACUUUUAUGUAUUUCUUCUGGAAACUGGGAGAUCCAUUUCCCAUUCUCAGCCCCAAACACGGGAUCCUGUCCAUAGAGCAGCUCAUCAGCCGGGUGGGUGUGAUCGGGGUGACCCUCAUGGCUCUUCUCUCCGGAUUUGGUGCUGUCAACUGCCCAUACACUUACAUGUCCUACUUUCUCAGGAAUGUGACUGACACAGAUAUUCUAGCCCUGGAACGGCGGCUGCUCCAAACCAUGGAUAUGAUCAUAAGCAAAAAGAAAAGGAUGGCAAUGACACGGAGAACUAUGUUCCAGAAGGGAGAGGUGCAUAACAGACCGUCGGGAUUCUGGAGAAUGAUCAAGAGUGUCACCACGUCAGCACCAGGAAGCGAAAAUCUCACUCUUAUUCAACAGGAAGUGGACGCAUUGGAAGAACUAAGCAGACAGCUUUUUCUGGAAACAGCUGAUCUAUAUGCUACCAAGGAGAGAAUAGAAUACUCCAAAACUUUCAAGGGAAAAUAUUUUAAUUUUCUGGGUUACUUUUUCUCUAUUUACUGUGUUUGGAAGAUUUUCAUGGCAACCAUUAAUAUCGUUUUUGACCGAGUUGGGAAAACCGAUCCUGUCACCAGAGGCAUCGAGAUCACUGUGAAUUAUCUGGGGAUCCAAUUCGAUGUGAAGUUCUGGUCCCAACAUAUUUCCUUCAUCCUCGUUGGAAUAAUCAUCGUCACAUCUAUCAGAGGAUUGCUGAUCACUCUUACCAAGUUCUUCUACGCCAUCUCGAGCAGUAAGUCUUCCAAUGUCAUUGUCCUGCUGUUGGCACAGAUAAUGGGCAUGUACUUCGUGUCGUCCGUGCUGCUGAUCCGGAUGAGCAUGCCGCUGGAGUACCGUGCCAUCAUCACGCAGGUCCUCGGAGAGCUGCAGUUCAGCUUCUACCACCGCUGGUUCGACGUCAUCUUCCUGGUCAGCGCUCUGUCCAGCAUACUCUUCCUCUACCUGGCUCACAAACAGGCACCGGAGAAGCAUAUGACGCCUUGAACUCAUACCUGUCACAGACUGCUAACAGGCCAGUGGCGUCAGAAUUUGGAUGUAAGAGGGAAAAAACGGAGGGGACCGGGGCCUGGUAUUUUUUAAGCCAACAAACGCUAGGGUAGCACACGCUGCCUGCAGCUCUGCCUUCCGCGUCAGACGGUACUGUGACCGUGAAGCCAGUAUGCAGCCGAGAGCAGCCUGCGUGGGUCCCAGGAGGGUGCAGCGUCAGGGGGUGGGCGGGAAGGAGCUAGGAGACUGCGGGGUGGGGAGAUCGUGGGGACACACGGGACCCCCACAGCAGGAGCCGUCUAAGGCAGCUGGGCCGGACACGGAGGACUGCUAAGUCAAGGUUCACAUGGAUGGAGAAGGUCACGGCUUUCCCUCGAGACUUUCAUUAAAAUUGGAGAUGGUGAUGCUUUGGCCUCAACUUCAUUUUACCGGAUAGCUCGGGGUUACACUCGUGGGAUCCAGCGCGAGUUGACAUCCACCCGCCCUUCCCCAGCCCCCGCCCCGUUAAAACAAGCACGAGGGUAUCGUUCUUUUCUGGGGAUGGGAUGGGACGGGAUGAGGUGCAACUAAAACAGAUUCCAGCAAAAGAGACUUCCAGUAUGCCAUUUUUCUUGAUUUACUUCUGACUUGAUGUUAUUUAAAAGUGAAUCGCUUUACAUUCAA
This is a messenger RNA of Pteropus alecto (black flying fox), 2199 nucleotides long. Its product is annotated as Golgi pH regulator. Gene Ontology annotation, cellular component: Golgi cisterna membrane. Gene Ontology annotation, biological process: intracellular pH reduction. The record is from RefSeq and is a predicted model, not a curated record. Gene Ontology annotation, molecular function: voltage-gated monoatomic anion channel activity. The transcript is spliced from 14 exons. Lineage: Eukaryota; Metazoa; Chordata; Mammalia; Chiroptera; Pteropodidae. Bases 166 to 1533 code for a protein of 455 amino acids.